Molecule: messenger RNA, 912 nt
Organism: Torulaspora globosa
Lineage: Eukaryota; Fungi; Ascomycota; Saccharomycetes; Saccharomycetales; Saccharomycetaceae
Gene: RFM1
Product: Rfm1p
Exons: 1
Coding region: 1-912 (303 amino acids)
Source: RefSeq, a predicted model, not a curated record
AUGGUUAGCAAUGAUGCAGAGAUUGUAAAGACCAUUAUCCUUCCCUCAGAAGCUGACAAAAGUGCUCGAAGGGAAGAGAUGACAAGACUGAGCGACAAGAGGGCUAAACUAAACGAAGAGAUAAAGGAAUUCUCGCACACCAUCAGACCAAUAGAGUUUGAAUCAUACCAUGAAUUCUUCCUGAUUCAUACAUUCAAGAAGGGAAUAUCAGCCAGUGGACACGUCGAUAUAGAGAGGUUGAGAAGUAGAAAUAAUGGCACGGCCUAUCGUAGGUCGAAGAGACAUGCGGAUAACGGUACCGGAAUACCAAGCACAUCAAGUUCUAAUAGUACGUUAUCCGAUGAUGAGGAUACUGAGAAUGAUGAGGACGGUGAGCACAAUAGAAGCCCUUUCCUUGACGCUGACGGCGAUAAAGCGCUGGAUGAUUCCAAGAAUAGCUCAACAAAGAGAGUUACGAGAGCUCAGUUGGCAGCAAAGAAGGAGUUGGAAAAGGAGAGUGAAUCACAGGAGAAGCAGCUUGAGAAGUCGGAUAGAACCUUAAUCAAUGGCGAUAUAUCUGUUGCCAGUAUAAUAAAAAAACCAGAACCAGAUGGUAACAUUCGAAGGUCCUCAAGGCUAUCCCAAAAGACAAGCGAAGGAUCUGGUCUAGGUUCUGCUGGGACGACCUUCAUAGAUGUUGACACUGUACAGAUCAGAGACCUCUAUGAGUCGCUAGUGCCCAAGGUGAAGGAACCGUAUAGACGCUCAGAUUGGGUACUGCCUUCGAGAAAUAGAUACACCCCAGAAAAGCAGAUGCGCACCAAGCACUCUCACGAGGUCGUUAAGGUCAACGAGUUGGUAGGAACUGACAGGAUACGAAGCGUUUUAUCCAAAUUCGAAGGCGGUGUGGCCGGUGUCAGGAAACGAACCUAA